Molecule: messenger RNA, 569 nt
Organism: Emiliania huxleyi CCMP1516
Lineage: Eukaryota; Haptophyta; Isochrysidales; Noelaerhabdaceae
Exons: 1
Source: RefSeq, a predicted model, not a curated record
GGACGAGGGAGGACGAGGGACGAGGCGGGAGGAGGGGAGCUUUACGGGCCGCCUUUCGGCCAGCCCGUGCCCGGCUCUGUGCGGGGUCGCGCCAUGCGCAGCAACCGCGAGGCGUUCCGCGGGCGCUGAACCGCCCUCCCCCCCCCCCCCCUCUCCCUCCCCCCUCCCCCCUCCGCCUCCUCCCGCCUCCUCCCUCCUCCUCCCUCCUCCCUUCCUCCUCCUCGGCCUCCUCCACUACCGCCUCCGCCGCCGUCGAGGCCGCUUCUUCCUCGCCGCGGCGGCGGCCUCACGUCCCAUGCGUUGCGGCACCCACGCCCGCGUAGGUCGGCCGCGGGGGAAGCUCCCCCCCCCUCCCCGCCCCCGCCCUCCCCUGCUCGACCCCUUGCGAGAGCGGGCGGUUCACCCGCGCGCCCUCCUGCCGUCCGGACUCUGCGACUCCCGCCCCGGCCCGUGCCUCUCUUCUCUCUCUGUGCGCGAGCGGAGCCGCCCUUUGCGGGGGGGUGGCGGGUGGCGGAUCGGGGACCCACCACUUGUUCCUUACUCGUGUGCGCCUGUGUAAUUGCGUGUGU